Molecule: messenger RNA, 3086 nt
Organism: Diachasma alloeum
Lineage: Eukaryota; Metazoa; Arthropoda; Insecta; Hymenoptera; Braconidae
Exons: 8
Coding region: 1-2937 (978 amino acids)
Source: RefSeq, a predicted model, not a curated record
AUGGGUCGUGCACUGGUGUUUAUGUUGUGGGGAUUCACUGCGAUUGGCCUCGCACAUGCAGGUGCCGAGCCGGAGGUGCUCCCUGGAAGUGAUUUGAGUAAUUUCUCAGGAUUUCCAACUCGUCACACUCCAGACCCUCGCGUCCGGCUGUCCUCCACCCAGCAACAGCAGAUCCUCACCGACGUCCAGCAGCACCAGCUGCGCUACAACUUCCCGGGGAGUUCCCACGUGACCUUCCCACAGUCUCAACUGACCUCGAAGUCCGACGCGCCACUGUACCCUUCCCUCGCGAAAUACCGAGUCGAUCGGACGAAGCAAUCAACAGACCGGCCCUUCCCGCAGACCUCCCAGUACUCGAUCCCCCAGUUCCCCUCCUCUCUCUUCCCGAACUUUGCGGGCCCGACGGACCUCCCGACGACCUACUACAACGACGCCUCCUCCAUCAGCCUCCAGAACUACUACGAGAAACAACGAGAACUCGAUCUCCUCCGCAAGCAACGAGAGCAACUGAUCCUCGAGCAGAAUGAGCUCAGAAGACAGCAGGAGUUGCUCCGACUCCAGCAGCUGAAGGCUCUGACUUCAACCACGACUAGCACCACAACCCCAGCGCCAACGAGUACCUCCCCGGUGUUGUUAUCCUCCCCAACAGCAAGACGAAUCACGCCAGCGGAAUCCGAGCUCUUCCUGAAAGCAAUCGCCACGCAUCAAAAGAAGUUCUCGACAACAGCGAAACCGCUCACAACAUCGCUCACACCGCUCACAACCACAAAAGCCCGUCAAGAAGUGAAGAUAGAGGAGCCCCAGGACAUUCCCAAGGAUCUUCUGCAGCUCAUUCAGGCGCAGAACCCUCAACUGAUCGGCACCGGCAAGAACAAGCCUCAAAUCAAGAUCAUUUACCAGACUGAGAAGCCACCAACGAGGGCCACCAAGCCAAAGACUUCUGAGAAGGAACAACUGCUUCGUCAGCUGAAGCUAGCUCUCGCGGAGAAUGGCGACGAGGGGGGGAAGAACGUGACGACGAGGGACCUGGUGCUGCCCAACGGACGUAAAUUGCAGAUCAUCCAGGCGCCAAACGGCCUGUCUUCCAUUAUUCCGAAUGAGGGUUCGAGUCAGUUCCAGACGGUGACACAAGCACUGGAUCUGAAUUCCGGCUCGACGACGACGGUCAAACCUGCCAAGGCAGUCCUCGAGGAACUGACGAAAGGGGUGCUACCUCCCGGCGCUGAUUUCGAGGUCUUGAGGCACAAGGACGAUGGAAAGCUUGAGGACGUCGCCAGGUCGACGAUCCAGGGGGCCGGGAAGAAGGUGACGUUCGUGGUCCUGGAGGAGCAGUCUGAUGGGACCUUCAAGGUCCAGGGGGUGAAGGGCAACUCCAAGGAGGACGGAGGAGUCGAUGUGGAGAGCAUCGUGGAGAAGAUUAAGAAGGGAGAGAUCAAGCUCCCGCCGAGCUCCAAGAGCCCCAGGGAAUCUAAGACCACUACAAGGGUGAGCAAAGUUGAGGAGAAGGUGACAACGGUCAGGCCGACGACUAUCAAGUACACGGGGGUGCCCAGUUCCGCCAAGAUCAGGGAUAGUAAUGACCCAAUUUUGAAAAAUUUCAGCGACACAUCGGCUGAUUACUCUCCCCAAGUAACAGUAACCCCAAAAUCAGUGUCUCAACUCGACAAUUACGUGACGUCAGCAUCAACUCAAUCCGCUAAUAUCUACAACUCAAUCUCGACGUUCAAUCCAACAACAGUGAGAGCCCCGUCCACCGCGUACAGAUCAAUCUCAACGACAAUUCAACCACCGAGAAGCCAUUUCAUCCCAACAAUGGCGCCGGUUAGCGAAAUCAUAAGUACGACACAUCCGCCGGUAUUCACGACCUCGUACGGGCCUCAAUCCUCGUCGUACGUUCACUUCACGUCGACUCCAUUGGGUUCGACCGUUUCACCGUUACCUAGGGCCAUUUCCAGCACUGAGGCCUCGAAUCUCAAUAGCGCCGGGGCCAGUGAAAAUCUGAUAUUCAAUGAUUUUGGGGGGAAUACUGGAUCGUCGUUCGAAACGGGUACUGGGGGGGAGUCUCAACCGCUCGAGACCAUUGCUAAUUUUCUGAGGAGGGAGGGACUCUUCGCCAUGGCCAAGUAUCUCAGGCAGUCUGGACUCGAUACUGUACUGAAUGAAACUGGUCCUUAUACGAUAUUUGUACCAACUGACAAGGCCUUCAGGACACUCCUGGUGCAGCUAGGAGGUCCUGAGAAGGCUGAACAAAAAUUCAAGGAGAAUCCAAGAUUGUUAAGUGGCUUAUUAUUGCAUCACGUAAUCCCAGGUGCCUUCAGAAUCGACUCAUUGCAAGACGAAAUGACAGGAGUUUCACUCGCCGGAACUCAACUGAGAGUGAAUGUUUACGAUAUGCAUGAUCAAGAGUGGAAUGACGUUAAGGUGACAACGAUAAACGGAGCAAGAGUAGCGCCAAACAAACGUGACAUAGAGAUACCCCAAGGAAUUGCCCAUGCAGUAGACCGUGUUAUGUUUCCACUUCCUGUUGGGGAUUUAACGCAGACCCUUGCUGCCGAUCGUGAACAGAGAUUCGGUACUUUCCUGAGGAUACUACACGCAUCCGGUCUCGAGGAUACCCUUGCUGGUACGAAGACAUUCACAGUAUUUGCCCCAACGGACGCUGCGUUCACCGCGGCAACAUCGAAUUCCGGGCGACCAGUGUGGACCGAGGGCGAUGGUCCAGAAAUUGCAAAAAACAUAAUUUCACGGCAUAUAAUACCAACAACUAUGUACACAGCCGGCAUGAGGUUUUACCACCAGAAGGACACACUCAGGCCCCAGUUUACACUGAGAAUCCAGAAAAAUGGAGGUCGUGUUAAAGUGAACGAAGCUCAGAUAUUAACCCACAAUAUUCCAGCAACCAACGGUGUGAUCCACGCAAUCGACUCAAUGCUCUAAUGACCAUUGAAAUUCUUUUAAAAAAUUCACCCGAAAAAUCGAAAACAAGACAUUUGAAAAAAAUUACGUUUCAAAAAAUGUGAAAAUGUUUGACGAUGAAUGCCAUAAAGUCGAGUGUAGGGGGUUCGGAGAACGUAAGUAAAGCUCCA